Messenger RNA from Syngnathus typhle (broad-nosed pipefish), 7906 nucleotides. RefSeq names its product shroom family member 3 (gene shroom3). NCBI's taxonomy places the organism in Eukaryota, Metazoa, Chordata, Actinopteri, Syngnathiformes, Syngnathidae. Gene Ontology annotation, molecular function: actin filament binding. The coding region runs from base 428 to 6466 and encodes 2012 amino acids. Gene Ontology annotation, biological process: actin filament organization. Gene Ontology annotation, cellular component: adherens junction; apical junction complex; cortical actin cytoskeleton. The transcript is spliced from 26 exons. The record is from RefSeq and is a predicted model, not a curated record.
CCCUUUCUCUUUGCUCAGUGAGUCGCACCAAACUCUUUUGUGAUGCUAAACUUUCGGAAGAGAGACAGAGACACACUGAGAAAGGGAGGAAGAGCGGAUUGAAUUUCUGUUUAGACAAAUUUGAUCUAACCUCUGCAGAUCUUGACGUGUGAUCCGUUCCUCCAUUGAGUGAUCUUUCAAACUUUUUCCCUUACUAUUUUAAAUUCGAUUUGCCAGGGAGUGACCUGGUGUUGUUUUACCGGACCUUUCGCCACACUUUUCGCUUCAGGAAUGCACUGUGCACUUUUCAACGCGGUGCUCAGAUACCUCCUCCUUUGCUUUUCCUCGACCAGGACCUGUAAAUAAUCGACGGUCAUGUACUUGUGAAGGACAACACUAUUUUCGUCAGCCUGUUCCCCCCGCGGUCCGCCCGGUCGCAGCCGGACCGAUGACCGGUGAGCCCGGUAGGAGCGCUUCCUUUCCGCGCAUGGACAGUGGCCGGGCGGUGCUCCAGCAGGCAGCUGGCGGAGGAAGAAGAGGCGGGUGGGCGCUUGUGAAGGCCCAGCUGCAGGGUGGAGCGCCGUGGGGCUUUACGCUUCAGGGUGGCCUGGAGCAUGGAGAGCCUCUCAUCAUCUCCAAGGUAGAAGAGGGUGGUAAGGCGGAUACUUUGGAGUGCCCACUGCAGGUAGGGGAUGAGAUCAUCAUCAUAAACGACAUCGACUUGACAGGUUAUCGUCAGGAAGCCAUCGCCCUUGUCAAAGGAUCGUUCAAGACUCUACAGAUCACCGUCCGCAGGGAGUUUGAUCCCGGGUAUAUUGAGGAAUUUGGGUCAUCCCCUGCGGCGUCAUAUCUUUCUUCCUUUCGUGCUUCUUCACCUCCUCUUUCUUCGACAACACCGCCACCGCCUCAGCAACAGCAAAAAACAACCCACCUCAGCAGACCAUGUUCAACAGGGGGAGUCCAGCUACGCACCAAGAACAGACGCAAUGAGACAGCAUCUCGUCCUCACUCGUGGCAUUCAACAAAACUGGGGGAAGGUCAGCAAGAGUCAGAGCAGGAAGGGAUGGACACCAUGAGCAGUGCCUGGCACCACAGUUACCACGCAAGUGCCUCCACCACAGACAUCUCGGGUGCGUUUGAUUCGGAUGGCGGCUACCUGAGGAAGAGUCCUGACCAAUACAGCUCAAGAGGCAGCAUGGAGAGCUUGGAUCCUCCUCAGUCAGCGCAGCUCCAGCACCAACAUACACUGGGCCAUCACACCCACAGUGGGGUCCACCCUGCCUACUCCUCCUGCCAACAACUCUCUUCUGCCAGGUCCUCCAACAGCAUUGAUCACCUCCACAGCAAGCGAGACUCUGCAUAUUCCUCCUUCUCUACCAGUUCCAGUAUUCCAGAGUACCUUGCCUCUGCUCCGACAUUCAGUGCAGAGCGCUCCUAUUCACUGGAGACCGUACCCCAGAGAGGAGGAAGUAGCGAGAUGCAACAAGCUGACAUACGUUCCAUCCGGACACUUUACAAUGCCCAGCAGGGUCUAUCUCAGGAGCAGGAACUGAGGUCUCCUUUAUCACUACGUAGCAGUGAUUCAAGAAGUGGGGAAGGAGUAAAGGGAGGGCACAGCAGAGAUUUACCAACUGGAGUGUGUUACCGUGGCAGCAGCAACAAUAGUGGUGUAAGUAGCAGUGGUGUGCUGGCUACAAACAGGCGCAGUCUGGGUCCAAUACGGGCACCUGGAACCAGUCACAGUUCUUAUGAAAACCUGAAAGGGGCACCUGCUCCACCCCGGCGGAGCGACAGCUUUGCAGCCAUUAAGAACCAUGAGAGGCCCAACUCUUGGUCAAGCGUGGAGCAACCCCGGGUGGUUAAUAGGUCUCUGCAGAAGGGCUCUUAUCAUCACUCCAGUGGUUCAGUUGCCUCAAGUGCAGCGAAAGGCUCGUGCAUCACCGAGGGUCAACUCCACACAGUCAUAGAAAAGAGUCCAGAGAGCAGCCCCAUCACAAAACCUCGACAGGGUUUUCCCCUGCCAGGUUCACCUUCUGAACCUGCUACAAGCCUUACAAGCCCAGCUCCUCAAUCAGGACGCCUUAUUCUUCCCACAGGAGUAUACCUCGUACCCCAACCUGAACCUCAUUAUGCACAGAUGCCCAGCUCAAGUCCCAUGUUAUCCACCUCAGGAGUUUAUCCUGCUCUGGCCAAGGACAGCAACCGGCAGCAACAGAAAGUCAGAGGACAGGAGGAGGAGGCGACCGAGCAAUUGAGAGAUGGAAAACUGCCAUCUAUCGAAAAAGGUCACCAAAUGAACAAUUUGUCCCCAUAUCCCCACUCCACCAUUCCAACAGUUUCCACAAAGCAGAGCAGAGUACAUGAAUCAGAAAGGAAACAACUGGAGGAUAAUAAUUUUGGUCUCAAUAGAAACCUUCCGGCAGCAGAAAGAGCCGAGAACCAGGCAGGGGUCAACAUGAUUCCCGACCAGCAAGGGCCCCAGGCUCCUCAUCACCAUAUGCAUUCUAUCCAAGGACCCCACAACAACAUGUUGCAAGAACAAGAUGUGCUAAAUCCCCAAACUCAGUCAACUGUGGCUCUCGGACCCCAGACAUUCCAAGAGCGGAGGGACCCUUACACAACUGUGGAGUCUUGGGGCCCCGUGAGAAGAUUGGUGGACCAAUCCAAUGUUCAUCCAGAGCCAAUGUUGUAUUCCAGAGUUGCACAGGGACAAGUACCCCCAUCCCAUCCAGCAGUUCAACCUCAGCACUCCUCCUCCACGUCCCCCACUCAGGCCUCCCUCGGUCACCACAGUGACUCAGCAGCUCUUCAUUACCAUCACUCGGACCAGAAAGAGCAGAACAGAGACAAAGAACACCCGCUGAUUCGUCUCGAGAAUGCCCUCGUAGAGGUACAGCGUUCCACCAGCCCCAGCAGUGUUGUCUCUACCAGUAGUCAUGACAACAAUACAUUGGGUGAGGGUAUCCAGGGACCCACCCGUAGUCUCUCUGUCCUAGAGAGGGUCAGUCGCUUUGAGCAUAGCGACAGAGCAGGAAAGCAACGUAGUCAAAGCAUCAGUCAUGGCCCCCACAAGAACUCUUUCCGCAGGAUGACUGACAAAUCCUAUGGUGGCCCCUGUGGAGCAGAGGAUCUCAGAAGCAUGCUUGAAAGAAGCACCAAAGCCCAUAGAACUAUGAGCUAUAGAGGAGGCAGCGUCAACUACAAGAAAGAAGGGUGGGUCCAUGACAGUGUUUUAUUUAUAUGGACUGCACCUGAUCCCAGCUCAGCCCUGGAGAGGAGCCUAAGCAGUCUCCAUUUGGAUGGAUCCAGGGAAGAAAAUGAAAACAAAAACUCUUGGAAACAAGAUGUCAACAACAUGUUGAGCACUUUGCAAGACACAUCCUUCCACAGAUCUUACAGGGACUCAUUGAAAGAAGUGCCAUCUAAGGUCCUGCACUCCACCUCCUUGAGACACAAUUCCUCCACUGUUCAUUCCUCACAUGCAGUUUCUUCUCCAAAUUCCUCCUCACACGGAAGCCAUCAGCCUCUACCUUUCGUGUGCGACCAUCCCCCCUCAGAGAAAAAAGGCCCUAAAACCAUGCCCAAACCCGUGGGCGUUUUUACCAAUGCCCCAGUCACAUCCGCUCACACUCCAAAGGAACGCCAUGUGGUUGGACCAGAGACCCAAGGCCCAAAUCCCCCGGCCUUGCCCCGCGUCGCGCCAGUCGGACCUCCUGCUUUAUUGCGAAUCGGUGGACGCAAACGUUUGAGCACAGACCAGAAAAAACACUCCUAUUCUGAGCCAGACAACAUGAACGAGAUUGGAAUUUCAGAUUCUGAGAAUGGUCUCUUCAAGCUUGGUGGAGAGACCAGUGUGGCUGACCGCCGGAAGAUGUUUGAACUUGGAUUUGCAAACAACACCAUAUCAAGGCCUGAUUUGCGCCAGCUUCAGCAAGAUGCUGUGGCUCAGUACGUGCAGAGGAAGAGAAGUGCAAAGAAAGAUGAGGGAAGAGAUAGGAGUGGACCAAGGCCCUUCAGCGCUUAUCUACAGUCUGACAAUACCUACCAUUCAGACACAAUCAGCCUCUCCUCUACCUCGAGCCUUCUCUCACUCCAAGACUCUGGCCUGGAUCGCUGCCUUUCUUCGAGUCAAAGGCGUCACUUCUCUUCUCCUGGAGCUGACCUGCGAAGCCUUCAGUCUAACUUGUACUACCCAGGCAGAGUUACCACUCCACGGGCGCCUUCAUACUCAUCCUUACGUGGUGACCCAGCACCUGAGUGUCACACGUCCAUCACCCACCUCCCACAAAAUUUCAUCCAAGAGGCAAGCUCCAACAAACAGAAUUCAAUUUGGUCAAAAGAAAUGCAACAGACGGCAAGCCCACGACAGAAGCGUUUAGCGUCCAAGCAGGCGACCGGGGCACCGGCAAUGGUCGGAUCCAUCUUGGGGUCUGGUAAAUCCGCCUCUGUUGAAGAUCUUUUGGAGCGGUCAGAGGAAAGGAUCCCAAACCACUCCCGCUCCCGCUCAUCCCCUACUCUAGAGGGGCUCAAUCAGGAAUCUGCAUCAGAUCAAGUGAAGAUGUUUGAUGCCUUUGUGUCUGAGCCUGAACGCUGGACUAAAACUGAGGGCAGCAUUGGAGACAACAAGCCACUAGAGGGCCUCGCCUCACAUGCUGGGUCUUCUCUAGGUACAGCCUACUCCCACUCCCCUGUCCCACUGAGGGACAGACAGCAACGUCAGAGGAACAGUGAGCGUCAGCGAGCCCAUAGCAUGUCCUCUCUAGCAGCCUCAGUUGGUCUGCCUUGUCCCCUCUCCUCCGUGUCUGGAUCUCAGGACAGAGAUAGCCCUGACUGGCAGUCUAGCAAGGGUCAAAGUCAAGCCAAUCUGGAUGACAUCACCUUCCCGGGAACCCCCCACAACAACAUUGCUGAAAGUUUUGGCGGCGCUGUCAGCCUCGACGGCCACCUUGACACCUUUGCGAUGGACAAACCGGCGAGGCACAGUUUGAGUGAUGCUAGCAUAUCACACAACACUAGUACGAAUGGCAUUCACGGAGAGCGAACAUUUAGAUUAGAGAGAAAUGGAGGGCGUUAUGAAGAAAACAUCAAACCGGUGUCUUCAGUGACCACAUCGCCGCUGCUUCAAUUCCAAUUUGCUUCCACACCAGACAAGAAACACAGUGGGAAUGUCGAAUCACGUCCUUCCACACCCUCUCAUCAGUCCCUCCUUCAGAACCUUCCCUCACCGAUGAGCCUCAACAGCUCCACUGACCAAAAACAAAUAUCAGUAACAUCCACAGGACUAUUUCACGAGGACAUGGAUGAGGUAUUCCUUCUAAAUCCUGCACCUCCAUCACCUUCUCGUUCAAUCGAGACGAAUAUCAUGGGAGACUUCCCUUUGCCUCACACUCCUCCCCUUGAGUUGGACAAGAAAAACUCUUUGCAGAUUGCGGGAAGCCUUGUUGUGCCAUCCUCAAGGCCACGAUCGUCCACUCUCACGUCCACCUCUUCUAGCAACCUACAGCUUGAUGACACGCUUAACCUUGAGUACCAGCCACUGCUCAAGAGGGAAAAGACAGUGGAGGAGCUACAAGUGGAAACGCUGGCAAAGCAGCUGCUAGUGAAGGAUCGCUCUCUGACACAUAUCCUAGAAACAUGGGAGGGUAAAUCACCUGUAGACCUUGUGGAGGAGAUCUUUCAAAACAGCAGACUGGAUGGUAAAGUGCCUUGGCAAGCCAAGGGUAGCCCACUAAAUGAUAGGAGUGAGAAUGUUCUCAAUGCAGCAGUCGAUGAAAGGACUGAGAUGGAGGAGAAGGACCUCAACAGCAGCAAGGUGGAGCUCUGCGAGGCUCUGAGGUGUAGUGUGGUGGCUAUGCGUCAAGAAAAGGAUGCUCUGUGCGAGGAGCAAAAGCAUCACCAGGCACUCGGGGCCAGCAUUGGCUCUCUGGUGCACAAACUAUGCAAGAUAAACGAGAGGGACAAGUACAACAUGUUCAUUGGUGAUCUUGAAAAAAUUGUGAACCUGCUAUUGUCACUAUGUAGCCGGCUAUGGAGAAUUGAUAAGUCUCUGUUUGUUUUGCAACAAGAGCUCACAAAGGAGGACAUUUCAGAGGAGCGGGACUCCCUCAACCACAAACGCUCUCAGCUCCUCAGUCAAACAGAGGAUGCCUGGGAACUGAAGCAAAACCUGGACCGGCGGCAGCGCGUUGUUCACGCCAUCUUGCGAGGCUACCUCACCGAUGCCCAGCUCCAAGACUACCUACACUUUGUUAGCACCAAACCCUCCCUACUGAUUCGCCAACGGAACCUCGAUGAUCUCAUACGUCAGCGAGAGGAGCAGCUGACGAGGCUGGCAGAGACCCUCCCGCCAGAGUUGGCGGCGGCUCGUGAUUGGUCAAGAGGAUCUUUCCGUGUGUCCUCGAACCCCGUUUCCUGCUCCUUUCCCUGCCCGCAGCCGAUUCCUGGCCACACCCACUCUGGCAGGUCCACCACCGUGACAUCGCUGUGAGGUCAUGAACCAGCAACAAGCAGCUGUGCAGAAACUAUGUGAAAACCUACAAUUGGGGGAGUACGGAUGCAAGAGUGGGCCCAGUCCCACUGAAUCUAUGCACGCAGGAUGUCGCACGUGAAUCUGCAAACAUGUGCCUCGUUUUAUUUGCGCCCGACUGAAACUUUUACAAGAGAAGUAAUAUACCAUCUGCCUUAAGUUUUAAAUUUACCCAACCGCUGCCACUCUUAGCUGUUGUUUUAAAGUUCACUAAGCGUUUAAGAAAGGUUAUUGUUGAAAUCUUGCAAGAUCAUUCGGGUUUAAUGAAGGGUCGUUCUCUUCUAUUCCUUCCUCCAACUUUUCUAGAAAUACUUGACAAGUUUAUUUGAGGCGUUUGAAAGAUGUAGUCAUUUUUCGAGAUAGGACUGCAGCGCUUGACAGAUGAAAUGUCUAUCUGAAAAGUUCUUUCAUUUUCUUCCAAGAAUAUUCAGGACAUAACAGAGAAGAAUGGACUGUUAGAGGAAAUAACAGGAAUACAGUGAGAAAACAAUAAAAGGUCCUGUCCUGCAGCUUUGCCAUUAAGAAGGCACCAAUGGUGCUCUCAAUUUCGGCAAGUUCAAUUUUGCUCAAAUAGAAAAGUGUGUUUGCUGGUGGCCAAAGACAAAAUAAUAAUAACAAAUUGCCACUACAAUUGUUUUUGAUGUCAAAGGAGGAAGAGUCCAAAGAUUUGGAUGGGGUGCAAUGCUCAAUGUUGUUUUUGAUCAUUUAAAUUACAAAAUAAGACCAUUGGAACAUAAUUACGUAUAGAUUACGGCUGUAAAUUUGCCUAGUAAUGCAUCUGGAUUUUACAAUGCCUUAAACUGGAUUUAUGAUUCCAAUAGGAAUCCAGAAAGGUGUCUCAUUAUAUAACAUGACUUUUUUUAAUGGCUGUCAAAAAAUGGAAGCUGCACAUGGAAAUUUUGGGCCAUUUAUGUGUUGGUUAUCCACUGGUGACAAUGCACAACACACAUUAUAACUGUACUUUUUAGAGGUUCAUCCAAUCAGACAACCGCACGACAUUGAAUGUCAAAUACAAAUUAAACAUGUUACAUUCUUUAUUGAGGCAGCAGUGCAGGUUUUGUUUUGUUUUAUAAAUACUUUUAACAACUUGAGUACACGUUAUUCAUCUUGAAGUGUCUAUCUAAAGACCAUUGUUUAUCCUCCACUGACAAAUUUGACGUGUUUUCUAGUUUGGAGAGCACAUUUAACAAACUCGUUUUUUCCUAAUUUCCAUAUAUCACGCAUAAAACCACAUUCACAAUCACUUUUUGAUUUAUUCAUCAUAGGCACAACAGAUUAUCCCAUAUGUUUUGCUGGUUGACUUGCGGAGCUAUAAAAAAAAAAAAAGUCAGAUGAUUGGAAAAUGGCUCCUGAUGUUUUUCUAUCCUGUUUUUGUUAAAUAAAUAUAUUUUAUAAAUGUCA